Molecule: messenger RNA, 1383 nt
Organism: Soboliphyme baturini
Lineage: Eukaryota; Metazoa; Nematoda; Enoplea; Dioctophymatida; Soboliphymatidae
Source: the annotation of a GenBank genome assembly
AUGUGUGAUUUAAGACUACGAGAAGUUGCAAACGUGACGUUAUGCCAUGAAGAGCAACACAAUGAACCUAAAAAAUUAAUAACUUUAAUGAAUGCUGUUUCUGCUAUUCAGGGUGUUACUCGUCUGUUGCUGACCAAGAUUCCUUUUUACAAAGAAGUGAUUUUGAUGUCGUUCAACUGCGAGCACUGCAACUUUCAGAAUAACGAGAUUACAUUUGGCGGCAAGUACCAGGAACACGGCUUAAAACUGUUACUAAAAGUACAAAACGUAAAGGACCUGGAUCGCCAGGUCGUAAAGACCGAAUACGCUUCAGUAAAUAUUCCUGAAGUCGACCUCGAAAUUCCUGCUCAAAGCCAUUCUGGAGAAAUUACGAACGUUGAGGGUAUCGUCAGUCGCGUCGCCGCGUCUCUGAAGCGCAAGCUAACUGAAAAACAGAAUAUUAAUCCAGAUGUCGCUGCUAAGCUUACCGAAUUUUUGGCUAAGUUGGAUAAGCUGUGUAAAGUUGAACAAAGCUUCACCUUGAUAAUCGACGAUCCUAGUGGCAACAGCUUUAUUGAAAGCAUAGAUCCUUCUAAGGAGGAUAGACAGCUCACAUCUGUGCAUUACCAGCGCAGCUUAGAAGAGAACAAGCUUUUGGGUCUUGUCGCUGAUGAUACUGAAAAAGAGGAAGCUGAUACUCCUGCGAUAUGGGAGUCUCGAGAAGCUAUAAGAAAUGAGGUACUGAAGUUUCAAGCAAACUGUCCUGGUUGUGGCGCUGUUUGUCAGACUAACAUGAAACUUGUCAAUAUACCGUAUUUCAAAGAGGUGGUAAUUAUGGCGACCUGCUGCGAAAACUGCGGCUACAAAUCGACGGAAGUUAAGUCGGGAACGGGAGUUGGAGAGAAAGGCAUGAAACUGACUUUACACGUGCUAAGCCAGGACGACCUCAAAAGGGAUGUGCUGAAAUCAGAAACGUGCUCUCUAAGCAUCCCUGAACUGGAGCUGGAGGUCGGAGUGGGUAUUCUAGCGGGCCGCUUCACGACCGUCGAGGGUCUCAUGAUUGCUGUCAGGGACGAGUUGGCCGUCAGCGCUGAUUUCGCUUUCGGCGACAGCGCCACGCCAGUGAAACGUGAAAAGAUGAUGGCCUUCCUGAAGAAACUUGAGGUCUUAAUUCACGUUGAUCAGCCGUAUCACAUCGUCCUGGAUGACCCGACAGGCAACAGCUACAUUGAGUUCGUCUUCAUGCUGCCGAAGCCAAAUGCCAUGGCAGCGGCGUCGACGAUGCCCUAUAAUGCGGUUAUAGAACAGCUCCGGGUCUUGGGAGAUGAAGACAUCGUUUCAGAGCAGCGUGCGUGCCCCCUUUUCGGAAUGUUCCUCUACUUGCUGCUAGAUGAAGGCAGCUAA